CGCAGCAUUCCUUGAAAUCGGAUAGGUGAAAUAAUCUGCAAUGUACAGCAGAGCUAUUACGUAUCUGGAUCGUCCAAAACACAAGCUUUCAGAAAUGUGCACAGUUUCUACAGGUUUUGCAUUCGCUUUAGAGUUCCUAUAAGAAUCGCAGUCCUUCUUUUACGCGAACUUGUGAGAAGCCUGCGUGAGCAACAACUGUCAUUGCAGAGAUACAGUCCGUGCAUUAGGCACCAGUAUUUUAGACAGAGGCCACGCAAAUGUAGCUAUAUGAAUAAAUGGCGCAAAAAUAGCUAUGUUUAUGAAAAAAGGCGCGUGCUUUGAGACAACAACGUCUGUUUUUUUGUGUGUUGUGUGAGAACCAAUUAUGUUCAUUCACACACAUUCUUAGUUCGUUUCGUCUUGCUCACAAAAUUUGCUUCAUUAAGCUUACGAUGAUGAGCGCGAAAUUGAGAAAUCCAAAAACAGCGAGCUCUUGCGCGAAGUUACCGCUCGAUGUGACUGACAUUCCUUCGGUGCGUGCGCUGUCCUGUGGAACCAAUACUUCAGUUUCCAUAUUUGUUGCAUAUGUGUUUAUUAUUGUUUUUAGGUCACCAGGGGUAAGUAUCCUCAAAAUAUACUCUUUGCAACCAGUAAUAAGGGUGCGCUUUGCUGUGUAAUUCCACUACUUUGCAGCUCCAAAAGCAAGACGCUAGUAAUAGGUGGUGUAGCCUUGUUCCUCUUGGUGGCUGGUUGCGCAAUCGCUGUGAUUGUCGGAGUCUAUAUGCCUGGCGGCGAAAAGGAUGAAGAGGGCAAAGAAAGUGCAGGAGUAGAAGCUGUUGGUGGUGAUGAUUCGGGUGAAUCCCAGUAUUUCCCGGCUAAUGACGCUGUCAGCACAGUCCCUGACACUCUGAUGCCUUCAACACCAGAACUCACGACCACGUCUACUACAACGUCAAGUGAAGCAACAACUACAAGCCAACAGUCAUCUACAACUCAGUCUACAAUCAGCACUACAAAAAACAUGACGACCACGAACCCCACGACAACCACAACAACCACAACCAGCGCAACGGCCACGACGACCACGACCACGACCACAUUUCGUCCCAUUACGGUUACCUUCGUCGGCGAUGCGAGUUACGGGACAUUCACCGAACCUCAGUUCAUCAGAUACGCUCAAAGCAUGCUCAAUUUGAUGAACGCAUUUUUCGCAUCGGUGAACGCAAGAAUUAAAACGAAGGUGCACAAGACAUUUGUGAUGACGAAGGAGCAGGAGAAAAAGUAUUUACCAGUGAUAUCGUGGCUGAUUGAGCCGACAGUUCACGAUGACCGCGUUGAAGUACUGCCAGGACUGAUUGACGAAAAUGUCGGCGUCAAGGAAGCGGACCUGGUAUUUGUGCUGACACAAAAACUAAUACUUGGUUCCAAGUUCGUUAACCGUUACGGUAUGCUUCUCAAUUACUCCCAAAUGUGCGAACGCGACAAGUUUGCUCUCUUCACUGACGACCCAGGGUCAUAUCAAGCAACCCUACGAAUGACAGACCUCUUCCUCAAAGUCCUAACACCGCCAAACACCUGCUCCGGCGAUCUGCACACUGCAUGUGUCUACGGCCAACUGAGAGACGCACAUGACAAGAUCCUUGUAAGUUCCAAGUGUCACACAUCGCCCGAAACAUUUGUGGCACCAACGUUCUCAGGAAUGGUUCGGAUGAAUCUCACAAAGUUAUGCUCCUCAAUGUACGCCGUGCUCCUUGAGAAUCAAUUUCAACUUACAAAUCAGUGCACAGUUGUUUGCAAUCUUGAAGAUGUAAGAGUUCCAUUCCUUGGUAUCUGCCCAGCUGUGCAAGAAAGUUCACAUCGCUGCUACGACAAAGAUGAUCAGAUAUGUUUCUUCCAUACCUGUGGUAUGAAAUACAGCGACGUGAAGGCUCUGGCACGCAAAUACUGGAAUAUGGGGGACUCCUAUUACAAAGACGACGAGAUCUGUGCAGCUCCAUAGACAUCAAGAAGAACGUCGGACGGACUUCCCUUUAGUGUUGAUGAACUUCAUUUUGAUCACGUACAGAAGAACAGUUGUUCACUAUCUUAGUCCCAUAAACGAUUUCAACAGUGUCA
This is a messenger RNA of Ornithodoros turicata, 2094 nucleotides long. RefSeq lists its product as uncharacterized. The transcript is spliced from 13 exons. The coding region runs from base 761 to 1978 and encodes 405 amino acids. The record is from RefSeq and is a predicted model, not a curated record. NCBI's taxonomy places the organism in Eukaryota, Metazoa, Arthropoda, Arachnida, Ixodida, Argasidae.